Molecule: messenger RNA, 5140 nt
Organism: Etheostoma cragini (Arkansas darter)
Lineage: Eukaryota; Metazoa; Chordata; Actinopteri; Perciformes; Percidae
Product: serine/threonine-protein kinase PAK 3
Exons: 16
Coding region: 248-1972 (574 amino acids)
Biological process (GO): protein phosphorylation; regulation of actin cytoskeleton organization; intracellular signal transduction
Cellular component (GO): cytoplasm
Molecular function (GO): protein serine/threonine kinase activity; ATP binding
Source: RefSeq, a predicted model, not a curated record
AGCAAAGCAGGGUGGAUGACAUCAUGGGCUAGGGAACAGUGAGCAGCCAGUGAAGCAUCCAGCCUGCCGAACAAGCUUGCUUUUAGGGUCAGGAACUGGUCUGACAAGAGAAUGGCAAUCCUGCCUUUAAACUGUCAUUAGGCCUGUACUGUUGACGAUGAAUCUACCAGAGCUCCGGGCUCAAAGGCAAAACACUGAGCAAGAGAAUGUGAAGACAUAUUUCAGGACAUUGUGAGUGCUACUAAAGAUGUCUGAUAGUGUUGAUAUUGAAGAGAAACCACCAGCCCCCCCCUUGAGAAUGAACAGUAGUUCCCGAGACUCUUCAUCACUGAAUCACGCCUCUAAACCGCUUCCAAUGGCUCCUGAAGAGAAAAACAAGAAGGUCCGUCUGCGCUCCAUCUUCCCCGGGGGAGACAAGACAAACAAGAAGAAGGAGAAGGAACGUCCUGAGAUAUCCCUACCCUCAGACUUUGAACACACCAUUCAUGUUGGCUUUGAUGCGGUAACAGGAGAAUUCACAGGUAUCCCAGAGCAAUGGGCACGUCUCCUACAGACCUCGAACAUCACCAAGCUGGAGCAGAAAAAGAACCCGCAGGCUGUGUUAGAUGUCUUAAAGUUCUACGACUCCAAAGAGACCGUCAACAACCAGAAAUACAUGAGCUUUACCUCGGGAGACAAGUCGGCACAUGGGUACAUAGCAGCAAACACUCUGAACCGACUGCUGUCAUCUGGGCCUCCUGUCAGCCUUAGAACCUGCAGCGCAUUAUUUGAAAAGGCUGCCAAAACAUCAUCGUCAGAGCCCCCUAUCGCUCCGCCUGUGUCAGAAGAGGAGGAUGAGGAAGAAGAAGAAGAGGAGGAGGAAGAGGAAGAAGAGGACGAUGACGACGAGCUGCCCCCAGUCAUUGCACCUCGGCCCGAGCAUACCAAAUCUAUCUACACACGCUCAGUCAUGGAGCCAAAGCCUCCCACCCCUGUGAAAGAAGUGGUGACUCCACCAGAGUCGCAGGUUCAGCCGGAUAACACGUCCAACACAAUGUAUCGCCACACUGACCGGCAGAGGAAGAAGUCCAAAAUGACAGAUGAGGAGAUUCUGGAGAGACUCAGGAGUAUUGUGAGCGUGGGGGAUCCCAAAAAGAAGUACACUCGCUUCGAGAAAAUAGGACAAGGAGCGUCCGGCACUGUGUACACUGCUAUUGACAUAGCAACUGGCCAAGAGGUGGCCAUCAAGCAGAUGAACCUGCAGCAGCAGCCCAAGAAGGAGCUGAUCAUCAAUGAGAUCUUGGUGAUGAGGGAAAACAAAAACUCCAAUAUAGUGAACUACCUGGAUAGUUACUUGGUAGGAGAUGAGCUAUGGGUGGUGAUGGAGUAUUUGGCCGGUGGCUCGCUGACAGAUGUAGUGACUGAGACCUGCAUGGACGAGGGCCAGAUUGCUGCAGUCUGCAGAGAGUGUCUUCAAGCCCUGGACUUCCUACACUCCAACCAGGUGAUCCAUAGAGAUAUAAAAAGUGACAACAUCCUCUUGGGGAUGGAUGGAUCCGUCAAGCUCACCGACUUUGGCUUCUGUGCCCAGAUCACUCCAGAGCAGAACAAGCGCAGCACGAUGGUGGGAACGCCCUACUGGAUGGCACCAGAGGUGGUGACUCGAAAGGCUUAUGGCCCAAAAGUGGAUAUCUGGUCCCUGGGGAUCAUGGCAAUAGAGAUGGUGGAGGGAGAACCACCCUACCUGAAUGAGAAUCCACUCAGGGCACUGUACCUGAUAGCUACCAAUGGGACUCCUGAGCUGCAGAACCCAGAGAGGCUGUCAUCUGUGUUCAGAGACUUCCUUAACCGCUGUCUGGAGAUGGAUGUGGACCGCAGAGGCUCUGCCAAGGAGCUUCUCCAGCAUUCUUUCCUCAAACUGGCGAAGCCUCUAUCCAGCCUGACGCCUCUGAUUGUAGCUGCAAAGGAAGCCAUAAAGAACAGCAGUCGCUAGGGUGUGACCUGUGUCCCCACCCGAGGCUGGAGCCCUGCCUGUGAUGUGUGCGUUCAUGGGGGCAGGGGCUUGGGUGUAUGGAUGGUGGGUGACGUUACAGUGACAGCACAAAGAGGGGGGGAGGGGUUUGUGUGAUUUACCGUGACAGCACAAGGACAAAUGACCCCCAGGCCUCGUAUGUAAGACGGACAUCUGGCCUUGCAGCCUCUCGGGCCCAUGCUGCUGAAAAGACUUUGCCUCCUUGUUUACUUUUCCAGCACUCUGUACAUGUAGAGCAGUCCAUCACAAGUGUGUGUGCGUUUGUGUGGGUGUGUGUGAGUGUGUACCAAAUCUGCACAUCUCUUUGUGUCAUAUGUCUUGUUUGGUAGCAGUCGCUUCCCAAACCAAGAAAUACAGUGAAAAAAAUGAAAAGACAUGCUCAUUUUCAAGCAGAAACUUAAGGAGCGAAGAGGACAAAGUGACAAAACUAUAGAGCCUGUGAUCUUUGUUCCUGCCCAGCAUUGGUUUUCUUUUCUCGAUUCCUUCCAUGGAGCACAAUCAGGCCACACUUACACCUGCAGUGACCAGCUGAUGUGAGAGAGUGACUCUGGGACUCUGGACCCAACCUUUGCCUGCAUGACUAAUGGCUCUGUGGAGAAACAUUGCUAGUGCUCCGUAGAUUGUCUCAUCUCAAGGUGGCAUAUUUAUGUGUGUGCGUGCGUGCGUGUGUUUGCGUGUGUGUGUGUUUGUGUGUGAGUAUAAGUGAGUGUAGGGGUGCAGCUACAGAGGAAUAAGUCACUAAUAAUUUCAAAUGACCUAUGCCAGCUUUAAACACCCUUCAUUAAUACACUUCAUAUCAGUGAAGAGAUACGGGUCCCAUAUUUCAUUUGAGCCAACUUCUUUCAGACAGUCUCUUCCAUAAAGUCACUGGUGUUCAGGUUACCUGCAGUUAAUUUGCUCAUUUUCUCUCAUAAACUGGCUACAUAAUAUCAAAUUUAAUGUUGUGUCUAAUUCAAAAAUAUUGAAACCAGAACAUGUGUGAGUCAACUGUAGCUCACACAUGCAAAUAUUUAAUUUUGGAUAUAAUAUACAUACUUUCUUAUUAAUUAUCGAGAGAAAAGGCAUGCAGUUAGAUACAUUUGAUUGCACUGAAAUAAAGAUGAUAUGUCGCACAUUUAAAUCAACAUUAGGUACUGAACACUCCGUAUUCCAUGUGGUAGAAAUUAUCAGAAUGACUUCAAACCAACGUCAGCUUCAUUACAAAUGCAAGCAAUGUAUCGGCAAAUUCGACAGAUAAUUCUAACAUGUAUGGUACAUAAACUGUAGCAUUCAUUGUGUACAAGCAUCUCAAAUGGGAUUAUCCAUAGAUAUGGAUAUGUGUGGCUUUCUAACCAUCUAUCUUAAUAAUGUCAAAGCAAAUUUUUAAUAGGUAUGAGAUAAAAAGAAAGACAAGUACCAGAUCAGAGACUCAACAGUCACAAAUAUAAAUGUUUUCAUCAAAAUAUCUAUAUUUAGGGAUGGAUUGUCAUUUUUAAAGAUGCUGGCACACAGUGGACCAACAUUUCAGCCUUUUAAAUAAGCUCAUUUUUGACAACAGUAGCAAAUAGAAGGUCAUGUAAUUAUUUACCUUUUACAGAGUUGAAGGUCUAGUGCCGCACAUUUUCACUGUUUCAACUAACUGCAACAAGUCGUGGAGGGAGAAAUACAUUUUCUUCAUCUUUUAAUACAUCAGUCAAAAUAACUUUAAAGUAUACACAGACAUUUCGAUGAAACAAGUUCUUCUCUUAUUUUCCAGAAGCCCGAGUAAUUACUUAUAAGUGUUGUGUGUGUCCUUUUGUCUUUUAAUGUUGUCUUAUGUGUCUUUUUCAUAUGAUCUGUAUUGUAGUGAGUUUUUGGAUUGCGUGGCAGAUCAGAGAGGGGGAAUGUUAUCCACUGAGCAAAGUAAUGGAGUGGAUGUCAUUUUAUGAUUGUACCUUGUCCUAAUGAGCACUGAAAACAGCCAACCUAGUAGAGGUUCAUGUUGUUUGAUAACAUUCCUCCCAUACCUGGUUAGUGUUUAAACUCAUUUCUGUACAGACAGUAUCUAUUUUGUGUCUGUAUUUAGUAGCUUCGUCAUGCAUUUCCCAUGUAGCAUCACUCUGUGUGUCUGCGUGUGUGUUUUUGCGUGUUAGGAGGCUACCUCAAUCUACACUAGAAGAUGCCUCACUCAUGUUGUCCACCUUCAUUAUGAGGUGCAGGGUAGCUGCUCAGUCAUUUUGUACCUCCAUUGUACAGCAAAUUAACAUAUGAUGGAGUGAUGUUAGACAGGAGGAUGCAACAGAAUUCAUGCAUGUAAAACAACUAUACACUGUAUCUCAUCUUCAAAUAGGUUAAGAUUGUUAGGAUAUGUAUGUAUGUAAAUAUGCCAGAAAAACACCCCUUUUUCAGAAAUAUGUAACUUAAGAAGACAAUAAUCAGGUUGCUCCAUGGUAUGUAUCAAUAAAUGUUUUGCACCCUGAAAAUCAAAAAAGAGAAAAACUAACAUGCUGGCACUCCUAGAUCUGGCUUUUCUGUUUGGGCUUUAUCGGACACUCCAUCUGGAAAGAGAACCGAUGAAUGCAGCACUCUGUGUGCGGGCCCACACAGUCUUUCUUGAGUACCGCUGCUGAGAGUUAGUGCGUGCUUGUGUGUGUGUGUGUGUGUGUGUGUGUGUGUGUGUGUGUGCGGCAGGUGUGGCUGGCCUGACAGGAAGCUUUGCCGGCUCCUGGGACGUUUGGCCUCUACCCCCAUGUACAGGUCUGUGAACUAUGAGCACAAAGGUGAAUUUCGGGACAAGAGACACCGUUGACGUGCCCCUUUUUCUGUGGUUGCUCCUGUACAUUCCUAUCUUCUGAAUGUGUAAACCUGUACACGUGGUGUGAAAAUUCCUCUAUUAAUGUGUAUCAAGAGAAUGGAACAAAGACAAAAAAUGUUACUUUUUAAAUUAUUAUCAUAUUAUUAUUAUUAUUAUUAUUACUCUUAUUAUUGUCUAGCUUUGUAAAACUGCUGAUUCAUCUGGCAUACCUCAGCAGGCCUUUCCCCAUCUUUGAAAAAGGACAAAUGAGUGACGGGGAAAUUAGGUUUUGGAUAAACUAUUUUUAUUUGUGGUUGAAGCAAUAGACUUUUUGAACUUUGAAUUGUGCAUGGCUGUGUCUUGAGUGUAAAAAAAAA